This is a messenger RNA of Lolium perenne, 1715 nucleotides long. RefSeq names its product bisdemethoxycurcumin synthase-like. Gene Ontology annotation, molecular function: acyltransferase activity, transferring groups other than amino-acyl groups. The record is from RefSeq and is a predicted model, not a curated record. Lineage: Eukaryota; Viridiplantae; Streptophyta; Magnoliopsida; Poales; Poaceae. Gene Ontology annotation, biological process: polyketide biosynthetic process.
AAGACAAUAAAUAAAGCACGUACUUCGUACGUAGAUACACCCUUCAGUUAUGUCGGCAAUGGCAAAAAACAACGGCAACGGUGCGGUGCGUAGCAUGAUGCAGCAGCACGCGGACGGCCCUGCGGCUAUGCUCGCCAUCGGCACUGCGAACCCGACUGGCAUGGUUCUGCCCCAGGACGAGUUCGUUGACGACAUCUUCCGCUUGACCAACAGCGACCACCUUACUGAACUCAAACAAAAGCUAAAGAGAAUCUGCCAAAAAACUGGCAUCGACAAAAGGUACUUCCACCUGACUCCGGAAUCAAUUGUUGCCCACCCGGAGUUCUUCGACAGAGAACUGCCAUCCCUCGACGCUCGCGUCGACAUGGUUGCCACCGCUGUCCCAGAGCUCGCACACUCGGCCGCGAUCAAGGCAAUCGCCGAGUGGGGCCGCCCAGCUACCGACAUCACCCACCUCGUCUUCAGCACCUACUCCGCCUGCCAGGCUCCGAGCGCCGACCUCCGGCUGGCCUCGCUCCUUGGUCUCCGUCCGACGGUCAGCCGCACCAUCCUCAGCCUCCACGGCUGCUACGGCGGUGGCAGGGCGCUCAACCUGGCCAAGCAGCUCGCCGAAAACAACCGCGGCGCGCGCGUCCUCGUGGCCAGCUGCGAGACGACCCUGGUCUGCUUCGGCCGCGCCGACGGGAGCAACCUCGUCGGCCACGCCUUGUUCGGCGACGGCGCCGGCGUCGUCAUCGUCGGCGCCGGCCCCUUCAGUGAAACCGAACGCCCGCUGUUCGAGAUGGUCUCCGCCACCCAAACCACGAUUCCGAAGAGCGACCAUGUGCUCGGCAUGCAGGUCUCGGGAGCCGGCGUAGACUUCCACCUCGGCAUCCAGGUGCCGACGCUGAUCGCCCAGAACAUCGAGCAGUGCCUCAUCUGCAUCCUCAUCAAAUUGAGAGAAAACAAUUCCUACAUCGGGGAAGCGAAUCCCAAACCUAGCCCGCACAUGAACAAGGUGGCGGCGGCCGCCUCGGCUCGUCUUACUCCGGUGGCUCUCGACGAGGAGGCCGAGGCGCUGCGCUGCAGGUCCAAACUCGAGAGCGAUCCCUUGCUCAUGCACGACGCGGCCGUACGUCCUGGCCGUAGCCCAGGCAAAGGAGUUCAUCCUCCAUGCUCCUGGAACGACCUCUUCUGGGCAGUGCACCCUGGUGGCCGCUCGAUCCUGGAUAACUUAGACACGGUGCUCAACCUGGAGCCGGAGAAGUUGGCGGCCAGCCGACAUGUGCUCCGCGAGUACGGCAACAUGAGCGGCGCAACCAUCGUCUUCGUGCUUGAUGAGCUGCGCCGCCGUAAGAAGGAGGGUCUGCUGCCGGAGUGGGGUGCGAUGCUGGCUUUCGGACCAGGAAUCACAAUCGAGGCCAUGGUGCUGCGCACACCCUCUCCCAACAAGAAAUGGUAACACCACUAUACUACUCAUACGUUUGCGUGUGUGAACGUCUGUGAAAACGCACUUGUUCGUCAUGUCAAACAAGCAAUCCAUGUCCAGCACCUCCAGCACCCCGGCCGUGAGUACUCAAAUAACUAUUACGUCCUUAACUACCAGCUGGGUAAUAAAAUCCAGGGUGUGUAUAAUUGAAUAUUGUACUAGUACAUGUACUCAACUCUAUUGUCUUUCCAAGUGUUUGUGUGUUUGUGAGUAUGUAUGUGUGUGUGGUUUUUCCAAGUGUUAUAAA